UCAAAACCAACGCCUCAUUUUUCUCUCUCUCCUGUCUCACUACGCCGACUCCCUCGAUCCAAACACGGCAUUGAAAUCUAGUAUUGACUUUUAUGAGCUCACCCAGUCCGAAUAUUCAUUAAUCACACCCCUCAAAAGAAAAAAUAAUUAUUAUUAAACCAAACAAUAUUGAAAAUACUUUCACUAACAACAAAAAUAUGAAUAGAAAAUAAUAAUCCAAUAGAAGAACAACAAAUCGUAUCAAAACAAAAAAAUAAAAAUAAAAAACAAAAUUUUAAUUAUUCUUGCUCAUAUUGUUUUUCUCCCUCUUUUUCUCUCUCUUUCUCUUCCUCCCUCAUUUUCUCUCUCCUCUCUGUUACCCCGAUCCAUCCUCCAUGGGAGAGUAGAGCAAAAAAGCUUACUUUUCCAUCCUUCAAUGCCGGAUUUCAACAAUUGAUUGGAAAAAUCAAAAUCAAAAUCAAAAUCAAGAAAACCCCCAAAAAAAUCUGUCAUUAUCUUAAGAAGAAGAAGAGUCAAUCGAAGAAAAAAAAACGUGGGUGAAAUGAAAUGAGAAGCAACCCAGAAGAAGAUUAAACGGGUAGUUAAAUCAAUUAGUUAGGCAUAGUUGUUGAUUAUUGAUUUGAUCGGAUGGUGGAGAGGUUAUGUGGGACAUGGGUGGAGGAUUAUUGUUAUCAUGAUUAUGAUUAUUAUUUUGGGUUGAAUGAAGAAGAAGAACAACAACAACAACAAGAAGAAGAGGAAAAGAGAGAGAAUAAGAAGGAGAAGAAGGAGAGAGAUAAUAUAAAUAGAAAUAGAAAUUGCAAGUAUAAUUACAAUUGUUGUUGGGUUGGGAGGAAGGGACGAGAAUGCAGCUGCACUUGUCACCGAGCAUGAGAAGCAUAACGAUAUCAAGUAGCAGUAUAAGCAAUGGUGGGUUCGUAGAUUUGAUGAAGAUCAAAGUUGCAGCUCGUCAUAUCUCUUAUCGUACCCUUUUCCACACCAUCCUUAUUCUCGCCUUUUUGUUGCCCUUUGUCUUCAUCCUUACUGCUCUUGUUACCCUUGAAGGUGUCAACAAGUGUUCCUCACUUGAUUGUUUAGGUAGGCGUUUUGGACCCAGGCUCCUUGGUAGAGAUGAUUCAGGGAGGCUGGUUAGAGAUUUCUAUAAAAUUCUUAACCAGGUCAAUAGUGAAGAGUUACCAUCUGGUCUAAAGCUUCCAGAUUCAUACAAUCAACUCGUAACUGAUAUGAAGAACAACCAAUACGAUGCAAAAACCUUUGGUUUCAUCUUAAGAGGAACUAUGGAGAAACUUGAAAGAGAAAUUCGAGAAGCAAAGUUUGCAGAGCUGAUGAACAAACACUUUGCUGCUAGUUCAAUCCCCAAAGGCAUCCAUUGUCUGUCUCUGCGUUUGACAGAUGAGUACUCGUCUAAUGCUCAUGCUCGCAAACAAUUGCCUCCUCCUGAGUUGCUCCCGCUGCUUUCUGAUAACUCCAUGUACCACUAUGUUUUGUCGACGGAUAACAUAUUGGCUGCAUCAGUUGUGGUUACCUCUGCUGUGCAAUCGUCCUUAAAACCUGAGAAGAUAGUCUUUCAUAUUAUUACUGACAAGAAAACUUAUGCUGGGAUGCAUUCUUGGUUCGCUCUAAAUUCUGUCUCACCUGCUAUUGUUGAGGUGAAAGGUGUCCAUCAAUUUGAUUGGCUUACAAGAGAGAACAUUCCGGUUUUGGAAGCUAUAGAAAGCCAUAAUGGAAUACGGAGUUACUACCAUGGAAACCAUGUGGCAGGAGCCAACCUCAGUGAGACUACUCCACGAACUUUUGCUUCAAAAUUACAGGCAAGAAGUCCAAAAUACAUUUCAUUGCUCAACCAUAUCCGGAUUUAUCUACCUGAGCUAUUCCCAAACCUCGAUAAGAUUGUAUUCUUGGACGAUGACGUGGUAAUUCAGCGUGACCUGGCCCCUCUUUGGGAUAUCGACCUUGAAGGGAAGGUAAAUGGAGCGGUGGAGACUUGUAGAGGUGAGGAUGAAUGGGUGAUGUCUAAGACAUUCAGAAAUUAUUUCAAUUUCUCCCACCCUCUCAUAGCACAGAAUUUGAAUCCCGAUGAAUGUGCAUGGGCUUAUGGGAUGAACAUAUUUGAUCUGCGUGCAUGGAGAAAGGCAAGCAUAAGGGAUACUUAUCAUUCCUGGCUUAAGGAGAAUUUGAAUGCAAAUCUUACCAUGUGGAAGCUUGGAACUCUACCUCCGGCUUUAAUUGCAUUUAAGGGCCAUGUUCACCCGAUUGACCCGUCUUGGCAUAUGCUCGGUUUGGGCUACCAGAAUAAGACUAAUAUUGAAAGCUUGAAGAAAGCAGCAGUUAUUCAUUACAAUGGUCAGUCAAAACCAUGGCUUCCAAUUGGCUUCGAUCAUCUGCGGCCCUUUUGGACCAAGUAUGUCAAUUAUACUAAUGAUUUUGUUAGAAAUUGCCAUAUAUUGGAGUCAUAGUCAUCAGUCAGGUACGUGCAAUCUGAAGUAAAAGAAGCGGCAGGAUAAGGAAGGACAAAUGCUGCCUGCUUCUGGUGUGUUUUACUGAUGGCUAGCGAAGUUUGUUAAAACUAAAGGGAUGGGAGGGGGCGUCAAUGAAUUUGUCAGAUGGUUUGAGGUUUAUACUCGGCAAUGGCUUCUCGAAUUUAAGGGAGGUAGCUGAGUAGGGUGGAGACUAGCAUGGCACGACAUUCAUUUUUUCCAUCUGUAAUAUAACAACUCUUGUUAAUUCUUUUCGUUGAGAAAGGACAGUAAUGCUCGUUCUGUGGGCUUCUCACGUCUUAUGGGAUAUAGUUCAAUAAUUGAAGAUACAUACUACGACAGAAUAUUGCCCUUCCUAAAUUUGCAGCUCACUGCAUCAAGCAGAAGGCCAAGCCAGACAUCAUAUGAGCUCCCCGAUGGUUCUUCAUCCGCCAAGCGAAAGAUCGGGAUAUAGUUUAUUCUUUUUUCUUUUAAGAUCAUAUAUUUUUUUGGGUACUUGUUAUUUUGCACCAACUAGAAUUCAGUUUUAUUUUUGGCUAGGGUAAGAUUUGUCUUCUGCUACAGGUUCCUUGUAGUUGAGAAUUAAUCUUAGGUCAUAUCAUUAAUUUUUUGUUUGUGUACGAUUCUUGAGGGGUAUCUAAAUGUGCAGCAAUUCUUUCUCGAGUAUCAGACAACAAUGUUUAGUUAUAUUAGUAUAGUGAAGCAAUGUCUGUUUGGGUACUUGUUAUUUUCCAUCAACUAUUACUAGAUAUUGGAGGGAUAUCUAAAUGUGAAGUAUUUUUUUUGUUA
Molecule: messenger RNA, 3266 nt
Organism: Beta vulgaris subsp. vulgaris (sugar beet)
Lineage: Eukaryota; Viridiplantae; Streptophyta; Magnoliopsida; Caryophyllales; Amaranthaceae
Product: probable galacturonosyltransferase 14
Exons: 6
Coding region: 846-2456 (536 amino acids)
Molecular function (GO): polygalacturonate 4-alpha-galacturonosyltransferase activity
Source: RefSeq, a predicted model, not a curated record